AAAAUUCUGAAAAACCCAACUCAAAAAGAAAGUCUUGAUCCGCAAGGAAACAAGAAAACCAAGUCUUCGUAAUCAUCUAUAAAUUCCACUGCCAUUCAAAUUCUUAGUUCCACUUGUUCUUCACCUCGAAUCUAAAAAGAUGGUGCCAGAAGAUGAUAAAGCUGUAAAAAAUGCAGAAGAGUUGUUGAUAAAAAUUGGAUUAGAUGAACGCACAGCCACCAACACUGUUGCUAAUAGAAAGCUAACUUCCAAUCUUUUGUCCCUCAUUCACCAGGCUGGAGUAGCUAAUGGAUGUGAAAGAGGGGUUGGCAAUCUUAUUUACACAGUUGCUACCAAGUUUCCCGCCAAUGCUCUUGUGCACAGGGAAACCUUGCUUAAAUAUAUUGUUUCGUCGAAGAUUAAAACUCUAGCUCAGUUAGAAGCUGCUUUUCUAUUCCUUUCGGUGACUGCUUCAGAGGAUUUAAAUGUUACUGAAUUCGAAAAGGCUUGUGGAGUUGGAAUUGAGGUAACUCUAGCAGACACAGAGAAGACUGUAGAUGAAGUGCUCGAAGACAACAAGAAUACUAUAAUACAGAAAAGAUAUCGAACAAAUGUUGGUGAACUUUUUUCCCAUGUCCGCAAAAGGCAGCCAUGGGCGGAUCCAAAAAUUGUGAAGCAACUCAUAGAUGCAAAAUUAUAUUCAUUGCUCGGUGAAAGGACUGCUGCAGAUUGUGAGAAGCCUCUUAAAAAGAAGAAAGAAAAGCCAGCCAAAGAGGAGAGGAAUAAUGUUGAGUCUACUCCCCUGCCAAAACAUUCAGAAGAAGAAGUCAACCCCUUCUUAAUAUUUCCUUCGCCAAAAGAAAAUUACAAGGUGCAUACUGAAGUUUUUUUCAGUGACGAGUCGGUGCUCAGAGCUUGUAAUUCAAAGGACAUACUUGACAAUCAUUUGAAAGAAACUAAGGGAAAAGUCUUAACCCGCUUUCCACCUGAACCUAAUGGUUAUCUGCAUAUUGGGCAUGCCAAGGCUUUGUUUGUUGACUUUGGUUUGGCAAAAGAAAGACACGGGGGCUGCUACUUGAGGUACGAUGAUACUAACCCUGAAGCUGAAAAACAAGAAUAUAUCGAUCAUAUUGAAGAAAUAAUUAGAUGGCUGGGCUGGGAGCCAUUUAAGAUCACAUACACUAGUGAUUAUUUCCAGAAGCUGUAUGAUUUUGCUGUUACACUUAUACAAAAGGGUCAUGCUUAUGUUGAUGAGCAGAAACCUGAAGACAUAAAAAGGUAUAGGAAGGAAAAGUGGAACAGUCCUUAUAGAGAUAGACCUAUUGCUGAAUCGUUGAAAAAGUUCGAUGAAAUGAAACGAGGUUUAUUUGAAGAAGGCGAAGCAACUCUAAGAAUGAAACAGGACAUGGAGUGCGACAACUUCAAUAUGCAUGACCUCAUUGCAUAUCGCAUCAAGUUUACUCCUCAUCCGCGCACAGGAGAUAAGUGGUCUAUCUACCCAACUUAUGACUAUGCUCACUGCAUUGUUGAUUCUCUGGAAAAUAUUACACAUUCGCUCUGUUCACUUGAAUUUGAGACACGCCGGGCUUCUUAUUAUUGGUUGUUAGAUGCUCUUGGUCUUUAUCAGCCAUUUGUAUGGGAGUACUCGCGCUUAAAUGUCACCAAUACAGUAAUGUCAAAGCGUAAGUUAAAAUGUCUCGUGAUAGAAAAGUGGGUUGAUGGUUGGGAUGAUCCUCGUUUAAUGACAUUAGCUGGAUUGCGUCGUCGAGGGGUCACCUCAACUUCAAUAAAUGCUUUUGUUCGAGGAACUGGAAUCACAAGAAGUGAUUGUACUAUGAUUCGCUUAGACCGUCUUGAGUACUAUGUCAGGGAAGAACUAAAUAAAACUUCCCCUCGUCAGAUGGUUGUAAUUAAUCCUCUCAAGGUCGUCAUCACCAACAUGGAAGAAGGUUUAGUAACGGAUCUUGAUGCGAAGAAAUGGCCUGAUGCUCAAACAGAUGAUUCAUCUUCCGUUUACAAGGUUCCAUUUUCCAGUAUUGUUUACAUCGAGCAUACUGAUUUCCGAGUAAAAGAUUCCAAGGAUUACCACGGUCUCGCCCCCGGAAAAACUGUCCUCCUGAGGUAUGCCUAUCCAAUAAAAUGCACAGAAGUAGUACUUGCUGAUGAUAAAGAGACUGUUCUUGAGAUUCAUGCUGAGUACGACCCUUUAAAGAUGACUAAGCCCAAGGGGGUUAUUCACUGGGUUGCAGAACCCAAACCCGGAGUUGAUCCACUUAAGGUGGAAGUCAGAUUGUUUGAUAAACUGUUUCGCUCUGAGAAUCCAGCCGAACUUGAUGACUGGCUUGGGGAUUUAAACCCACAGUCCAAAGUGGUGAUGCCUUGUGCAUAUGCUGUACCGACACUUCAUACUGCUGCAGUUGGCGACAGCUUUCAGUUUGAAAGGCUUGGCUAUUUUGUAGUCGAUAAGGACUCGACCUCUGAUAAGCUUGUUUUCAACCGAACUGUCACGUUAAGGGACAGUUAUGGCAAGGGAGGGAAGUGACUGCCUUAGAGUGAAAGUCCCGGCAUCAGCUAGUCCUUUGAGGUCAUUCUUCAGCUCACUGGGGCAAAAUUAACUAUUUUCUUGUGUUUUUAUAGUCUGUAUAUAAUAGAAUUAAGGUCCGGCUCCCUAACAUAGACUGUUAGAGCAUACGAUCCACGUUCUUCACCCUAAAUUUUUGAUGUGAAUGCAAGGGGAUACAUUGUAAAAAAUGAAUCAUUCUAGGGUUCCUCUGAUCCAACACCCUUUUUUCUGUUGGAUGUAUGCUACUAACAUUCGACUGUCAGGCAAAGAAAAAUAGUCAUUAUAAAGCCUCAAUGUCAAUGAAACUCCAAUAUUUUUUUCA
This is a messenger RNA of Daucus carota subsp. sativus, 2864 nucleotides long. Its product is annotated as glutamine--tRNA ligase. Bases 140 to 2521 code for a protein of 793 amino acids. Gene Ontology annotation, cellular component: cytoplasm; cytosol. Lineage: Eukaryota; Viridiplantae; Streptophyta; Magnoliopsida; Apiales; Apiaceae. The record is from RefSeq and is a predicted model, not a curated record. Gene Ontology annotation, molecular function: glutamine-tRNA ligase activity; ATP binding. Gene Ontology annotation, biological process: glutaminyl-tRNA aminoacylation; translation. The transcript has 23 exons.